This is a messenger RNA of Pantherophis guttatus, 2448 nucleotides long. NCBI's taxonomy places the organism in Eukaryota, Metazoa, Chordata, Lepidosauria, Squamata, Colubridae. The record is from RefSeq and is a predicted model, not a curated record.
AUGAAGGCCGUGGGUGACACAUGGAUCAAUCCAGAGCCCACUUCUUGGCUGCAGAGGCCAUUCCUGAAAGCCUCUACCAUUAAAAUGGAUGCUGGGGGUAACAAGUGGCCAAGGAGCAAAUGGGCCAACAGCGGGCUCCUGCUAGAUGGGGCUGUUGAUGACGCCACUGAGUGCAAUUUUAGUCCCGGAUGGACUUACUUUGCCUCAAUGUUGCUGCCUUUCACUCAGGGAAAAUUUAUCCCUAACUAUAAGUGUGGCGUCCCUCAAAAUUUGGCUGCAGUUAUUGGAGCACCUGACAUCUCUCUUCACAUGGCAACUUUAUUAUGCAUCUAUAAAGUUCCUCAGUUGACCUAUGGCUCUGCUCCAGUCAAGGAUAAAGAGACCCAAUCAAUUUUCUUCCAACAAAUGUUUCCGGAUGAAUUGCAUGAAGAUAAGGGUCUCCUGAAACUAUUGUUGUAUUUUAAAUGGAUCUGGAUUGGAAUUCUUGUGGUAAAGGAUGACAAAGGAGAGAGAUUUGUACAAGAGGUGCUCCCCACAUUUUCUGAACAUGGCAUCUGCAUUGAAUUCAUAGCAGAGUUACCAAAUGUAGCUUUUUACAGUGAUUUUACUGAUUUCAUAGACAAAGGACUAUAUUUAUACCAAGUUCUCAUGAACAGCACAGCCAAUGUGAUAAUCGUGUAUGGUGAAAUUUGCUCCAUAUCGUUUCUGAGAAGUGUCUUCCAGUUUUCAGAAGUGGAGGAUAUAUCAAGAAAGACAAAAAUUUUGAUUACAUCCAGUCAGACGGAUUAUUCUUCAAACUCCUUUGAUAAAUCUUUGGAUAUCCAUUUCCUACACGGUGUUUUAUCUUUUGCAGUUCACACAAAGGAGGUCCAAAACUUCCAGGAUUUUUUUCAAAACCUAAAUUCAAACAACAACCAACAUGAUCAUUUUCGGAAAGAUUUUUGGGAACAGGCAUUCGAAUGUUUCUUCUCAAACUCAAAAAUUGAGACAUCUGAGAAGAAAUGUACUGGUCAGGAGAGGCUUGAGACCCUUCCCACAUCUGUGUUUGAAACACGCAUGAGUGGACAGAGUUACAAUAUUUACAAUGCAGUCUAUGCUGUGGCACAUGCUUUACAAUCUUUCUCUCUAUCCAAAUCCAGAAAAACAAUAGUGAAAGAAGGAAGGAAAUAUUUCCACAAUCAUAUGUGGUGGCAGGUUCAUUCUUUUCUGAGAAGUGUCAGAUUCAACAACAGUGUUGGUGAAAAGAUCUCCUUUGAUAAAAAUGGAGAAUUCAUUGGUGGAUAUGAUAUAAUCAAUUGGAUCACAUUCCCAAACCAGUCCUUUUUUAGGGUCAAAGUUGGAAUGAUAGAUCCCACAGCUCCACCAGAGAAAUUCUUCAAUAUUUCUGUAAAUUCCAUCACGUGGCCAGUAGGCUUUAAUCAGGCAUUACCUCUAUCUUUGUGUAAUGAUCCUUGUGAGACAGGACACAGCAAGGCCAAGAAAGAAGGGGAGUCAUUUUGCUGCUAUGAUUGCUGGCUGUGCCCAGAAGGAAAAAUAUCAAAGGAGAAAGAUAUGGAUGACUGCUUCCCAUGUCCUGUAGAUCAAUAUCCAAAUCCUGAGAAAAAUAUGUGCAUUCUAAAACAGAUCACUUUUUUGUCCUAUGAAGAACCCUUGGGGAUCACUCUGACUGUUCUUUCCCUUUGCUUUUCUCUAAUGACAACUUUGAUCAUCACAAUAUUCAUGAAACACAAAGACACUCCCAUCGUCAAAGCCAACAACCAAAAUCUCUCUUAUACACUCCUAGUUUCCCUUCUCCUCUCUUUCCUUUGUGUCUUUCUAUUUGUUGGCAGACCGGAUAAGAUUUUGUGUCUCCUUCGACAACCAGCUUUUGGCCUCAUCUUUUCUGUAGCAAUUUCUUGUGUAUUGGCCAAAACCUUUGUUGUGGUUCUAGCAUUCAUGGCCACCAAACCUGGUUCCAGAUUGAAGAAAUGGGUGGGUGGAAGAAUGGUCAACUACAUUAUUAUUUCCUGCUCCUUUGUUCAAAUAUGUGUUUGUGCUGUGUGGCUGAUAACAUCCCCACCAUAUCCAGAUUUUGAUAUGAAGUUAAUGUCUGAAGAAGUCAUCAUGGAGUGCAAUGAAGACUCUGUUAUGUUCUGCUGUGUUUUGGGCUUUAUGGGUUUUCUUGCUCUGGUUAGCUUCUCUGCUGCUUUUCUAGCUAGGAAGUUACCUGACAGCUUCAAUGAAGCCAAAUUCAUCACCUUCAGCAUGUUGGUCUUCUGCAGUGUUUGGCUGUGCUUUAUCCCAACCUAUCUAAGCACUAGGGGAAAAUACAUGUUGGCUGUGGAGAUCUUUUCCAUGGUCUCCUCCAGUGCUGGUUUAUUGGUGUGCAUCUUUCUUCCCAAGUGUUUUAUCAUUAUGAUGAGACCUGAACUGAACAAUAAACAUCAGCUCAUGAAAAGAAAAUUUUAA